Molecule: messenger RNA, 1991 nt
Organism: Ctenopharyngodon idella (grass carp)
Lineage: Eukaryota; Metazoa; Chordata; Actinopteri; Cypriniformes; Xenocyprididae
Gene: phkg2
Product: phosphorylase kinase, gamma 2 (testis)
Exons: 10
Coding region: 458-1630 (390 amino acids)
Biological process (GO): glycogen biosynthetic process; protein phosphorylation
Cellular component (GO): phosphorylase kinase complex
Molecular function (GO): phosphorylase kinase activity; calmodulin binding; ATP binding
Source: RefSeq, a predicted model, not a curated record
GUAAAAUAAAACAGCCUUUAUACUGAUAAGACUGGAGUAUGAUUUUGUAUGUAAAACAUAAUUAUUUAUUUAACAUAUCUUUUAUUUUUUAAAACAUUUUAAUUAUAUAUGUUGCCAUAUCAUAAACUUACUUUUCGUAAAAAAAAAAAAAAAAAAAAAAAUUGUAAAUAGUUUGUGCUGUUACCCGCUCCGUCCUAUAGGUGGCAGUGAUAAAUACCGAGUGUAUAGCAUCUGUCAUUUACAAGGCAGAGAAGUGGGUGUCGACGGUGUUGUUGACAUUGCCCAGCAGCAAGAUAAAAGUUCUCAAGAGUGAUAUGGCAGUAUUGUCAACCGCUUCAAAUAUAUGUUUUCAGCCGGACAGUUGAAAACACAGAACCGUCUGAUGACUGUGCACUUCGGUUGAUUUUGUGGAAGUGGUUGUGAGUAACCGUACAUUCUGCUUUUCUGGGUUAUCAGUAUGACUCGUGAUAUCAUUCUUGGAGAGGAACUGCCCGACUGGGUUGGGGCAAAAGAGUUUUAUCAGAAGUAUGAUCCCAAAGAGGUGAUUGGCAGAGGUGUGAGCAGUGUGGUGCGCAGAUGUGUCCACAAACACACGGGGCAGGAGUUUGCAGUGAAGAUCAUUGAGAUCACUGCGGAGAAAAUGACAGAACAGCAGUUAGAGGAGGUGAAGAGCUCCACGCUGAAGGAGAUCCAUGUGCUUACUGUAGUGAAGGGCCACCCGUCCAUCAUCACACUUAUUGAUUCUUAUGAGUCAACAACCUUCAUAUUUUUGGUAUUCGACCUUAUGAGGAGAGGAGAACUAUUUGAUUACUUGACUGAAAAAGUCACUCUCAGUGAAAAGGAAACCAGGAGUAUGAUGCGUGCUCUUCUGGAGGCUGUCCACUAUCUACAUUCUCUAAAUAUUGUACAUCGUGACCUCAAACCUGAAAAUGUGCUGCUAGACAACCAGGGACACAUCAAACUUUCUGACUUUGGCUUUUCAGUCCAGCUGAGGCCUGAUGAAAGACUAAGAGAGUUGUGUGGAACACCAGGAUAUCUUGCACCAGAGAUUCUGAAGUGCUCCAUGGAUGAGACACAUGAGGGAUAUGGAAAAGAGGUUGACCUGUGGGCUUGUGGUGUGAUCCUAUUCACACUUCUUGCUGGCUCUCCACCGUUCUGGCAUCGCAAACAGCUGCUGAUGCUGAGAAUGAUCAUGGAAGGCCGGUACCAGUUUAGUUCUCCAGAGUGGGAUGACCGUUCUGACACCGUCAAAGACUUGAUCUCAAGGCUUUUAGUGGUGGAACCCACACUUCGCCUCACGGCUGAGCAAGCUUUAGCUCAUCCUUUCUUCCGUCAGUACCAAAAGGAGGAUGUGCGGCUAUUUAGCCCCAGGAAGACAUUUAAGGCCCUGAUCUUGACUGUGUUAGCUUGUAUAAGAAUGCAGUGCCGCUACUACCGAGCCAGACCAUUAACAAAGGAGCUCCUAGCAAGAGACCCUUAUUCCAUCCGCGGUGUGCGCAAGCUGAUUGACGGCUGUGCUUUCCGCAUAUAUGGACACUGGGUCAAGAAAGGGGAGCAACAGAAUCGAGCUGCUCUUUUCCAGAACACUGCUAAAAUCGUUUUACUGGGCCUUGAAGACCUUGAAAACUAAAGGUCAUGUUUUUGUUUCUAAAGAUAAUCCCUCAUCUGUCCAUUAACAGUUUUAUUGUUUGUUCGUUUUUUGUUUUGUUUUUGUUUUUUUUGUGGUUAGGGACUAUACCCACCUGUCCAAUAGGUGCACAAAACGGUUAUUUAUAGGUGAUUUUUUUGUCUUCAAAGAGGGAUGGUGCUUUUUGAUUUUAACAGCAUGCCAUGUGACCUCAUUUUAACCACUCACUGUGGAUUUUAUUUUUAAAAAAUGUAUGGUUUUAUCACAUACUUAUUGGUGGCUGUACCUUCUGAUAUUGUUUAUUAUAUGGACCAGCUUGAUAUGAACAGAUAAAGUAAAAAAAUAACUAGGUAUUACAAUUGCU